Molecule: messenger RNA, 4263 nt
Organism: Mercurialis annua (annual mercury)
Lineage: Eukaryota; Viridiplantae; Streptophyta; Magnoliopsida; Malpighiales; Euphorbiaceae
Exons: 27
Coding region: 74-3793 (1239 amino acids)
Cellular component (GO): mitochondrial outer membrane
Molecular function (GO): protein binding; ATP hydrolysis activity; ATP binding
Source: RefSeq, a predicted model, not a curated record
CUGAAUGGAGGAAGUAUUGAAGAAAUAGAGAGAAAAAAAAAAAGAGAAAAAAAAAGUGUGAAACCAGAGAGUCAUGGUUUCUACGAGACGAAGUGGAUCUCUCUCCACAACCAACACUAACACCAAAAGAUCCUCUUCGUCGGAGGAUAAGCCUCCGUCGCCCAAGCGUCAGAAGGGAGAAAAUGGCGGAGGAGCAGCGGAGAAACCGAUGCCGGAAACGGAUAAUUCAAAGGAAUUGUUUCCACCUCUAGUGUCGGAUCCCGCUGAAUGUGGAGCUACUGACGCUCCGGUGUCCGUUGACGGCGGCGGUGAUGCUGUUUGUUCUGGUAAAGCUGACGUGGCUCCUGCUGUUGAUGUUGUGUCACCGAUCGCUGAAGGUUCGACGCCAAUUAUAGUGGAUAAACCGAGGGGUUCGUUGUCGUCUUGGUAUAAGCAGAAUUUGAAUUUUGAAUCGGUUCCUUGGUGUAAACUUCUAUCACAGUCUGCUCAGAACCCAACUGUACCUAUAUGCACACCAAGUUUCACCAUUGGUUCAAGCAGACAGUCCAAUUUUCCGUUAAAGGAUCAGAGUGUCAGUGGAACACUCUGCAAGAUCAGACAUACACAGCGUGAGGGAGGUGGUGUGGCUGUUCUAGAAUGUACGGGAAGUAAAGGGUCGGUACAAGUAAAUGGGGAAGUAGUCAAGAAAGGAGCUGUUUGUGAUCUUCAUUGCGGAGAUGAGUUGGUUUUCGGUUUAUCAGGGAACAAUGCCUAUAUUUUUCAACAACUCAUGACUGAGGUUGCAGCCAAGGGUAUGGAGGUUCAAGGUAAUGUUGGGAAAUUUUUGCAACUUGAAAGGAGGUCAGGAGAUGCUUCAGCUGCAUCAAUAUUGGCAUCUCUUUCAAGCCUGAGGCCAGAAAUAUCUUCACGUUAUAAAUCUUCAGGUCAAAGUACUGGUAAAAUCCACCCAGGAACCGAGAUGCCUGCACAUUCUGUUGUCCAUGAUGGCACAGAAGCUGAGCUUGAUGGCUUGGAAAUCAAUUCAACUCCAAAUCCUGAGGGUGAUAAAGUUGCAGACGCUGGAGAAGUUGGGAAGAACCUUCCUCAUGAUUGCAAUCGGGACUCUGGAAUUGAGGCAGGCAAUGUAAAACUCUCUGGAGUGAAUGAUUUGAUAAGGCCUUUAUUCGGGAUGUUAGCUCGAUCCUCUAAUAGUAAACAAAAAUUGAGCAAAAGUAUAUGUAAACAGGUAUUGGAAGAAAGGAAUGAGUGGAUAAGGGAUUCACAAUUGGCAUCAACAUCGGGUAUGUCGUUGCGUUGUGCAGUAUUUAAAGAAGAUAUCCGUGCUGGAAUUCUUGAUGGAAAAAAUAUAGAUGUUUCAUUUGACAAUUUCCCAUACUAUUUAAGUGAGAACACUAAGAAUGUGCUAAUUGCGGCUUCAUAUAUACAUCUGAGGCACAAAGAACAUGUAAAAUAUACUGCAGAGCUUACUACUGUUAAUCCACGGAUUUUACUAUCUGGUCCUGCAGGUUCUGAAAUAUAUCAGGAGAUGUUAGCGAAAGCUCUUGCUAACUAUUUUGGCGCUAAACUACUUGUAUUCGAUAGCCAUUCUUUUCUUGGUGGUUUGUCUUCAAAGGAAGUUGACUUUUUGAAGGAUGGAUAUAGUGUAGAAAAAUACUGCACUUGUCUUAAGCAAAGUCAAGUACCUGUGGACUUAUCAAAGAGUGUGAAUCCAUCAUCAGGUGUUGAAGCAGAUACACCUAGCUCUUCAAAUGCACCUUCUUCCUCUGGACAGGAAUCUCAACCGAAAAUGGAUGCUGAUGCACCUUCUUCUUCUGGAACAUCUAAGAAUCUACUGUUUAAAACAGGUGACAGAGUACGAUUUAUUUUUGGCGGCUUAUACCCAACAACAUCACCAACUAGGGGUCCAUCUAAUGGAAUUCGUGGAAAAGUAGUACUUGUUUUUGAGGACAAUCCCUUGUCAAAAAUUGGUGUAAGAUUUGAUAAGCCUGUGCCUGACGGUGUCGAUCUUGGAGGUCUUUGUGAGGGAGGUCAUGGAUACUUUUGCAAUGUUACGGAUCUUCGGUUGGAUAAUGUGGAAGAUUUGGAUAAACUACUCGUCAACACGUUGUUUGAGGCCAUACAAAAUGAGAGCAGAAAUUCCCCUUUUAUUUUGUUCCUGAAAGAUGCGGAGAAAUCGAUUGCAGGAAAUCCGGAUACAUGUUCUACAUUCAAAAGCAGACUUGAAAAACUUCCUGAUAAUGUUGUAGCAAUUGCUUCACAUACUCAGACAGACAAUCGUAAGGAAAAGUCGCAUCCUGGAGGUCUUCUUUUUACAAAAUUUGGUAGUAAUCAAACUGCUCUUCUAGACUUGGCUUUUCCGGAUAGUUUUGGAAGGCUUCAUGACAGAGGGAAAGAAGUGCCUAAAGCAACUAAAGUGCUGACUAAACUUUUCCCAAAUAAAGUAGUUAUUCACAUGCCGCAGGACGAGGCACUUCUAAUUUCUUGGAAGCAGCAUCUGGAUCGAGAUGGUGAAACUCUCAAAAUGAAAGGAAAUUUGAAUUACCUGCGUUCUGUUCUGAGUCGGUGUGGAAUGGAAUUUGAAGGACUGGAAUCGUUGUGCAUCAAAGAUCAGACACUAACAAAUGAAAGUGCUGAAAAGGUCGUUGGAUGGGCUCUAAGCCAUCAUCUAAUGCAGAAUCCUAAAGCUGAUGCCGAUGCCGAUACUGAUACUAGACUCGUUUUGUCUAGUGAGAGCAUCCAGUACGGCAUUGGGAUCUUGCAAGCCAUUCAGAACGAGUCCAAAAGCUUGAAGAAGUCACUCAAGGAUGUUGUAACAGAAAAUGAGUUUGAGAAAAGGCUUUUGGCUGACGUUAUUCCACCAACGGACAUUGGAGUUACAUUUGAUGAUAUUGGAGCUUUAGAAAAUGUCAAGGAUACUUUGAAAGAGUUAGUGAUGCUUCCUUUACAGAGGCCUGAGCUUUUCUGCAAGGGGCAGCUAACCAAGCCUUGCAAGGGAAUACUGCUAUUCGGACCACCUGGAACUGGAAAGACUAUGCUUGCCAAGGCUGUGGCAACAGAAGCUGGUGCAAACUUUAUCAAUAUUUCGAUGUCAAGCAUCACAUCUAAGUGGUUUGGUGAGGGUGAGAAGUAUGUGAAAGCUGUCUUCUCUCUGGCCAGUAAAAUUGCGCCUAGUGUUGUAUUUGUUGAUGAGGUUGACAGCAUGUUGGGGAGGAGGGAAAAUCCAGGUGAGCAUGAAGCCAUGCGGAAGAUGAAAAAUGAAUUUAUGGUGAACUGGGAUGGCCUACGUACUAAAGAUACAGAAAGGGUUCUAGUUCUUGCAGCAACUAAUAGGCCCUUUGACCUUGAUGAAGCUGUCAUAAGAAGGCUGCCACGAAGAUUGAUGGUUAAUCUGCCUGAUGCUCCAAAUAGAGCAAAGAUAAUGAGAGUUAUUCUGGCUAAGGAGGAUUUGUCUCCUGAUGUUGAUUUUGAUGCAAUUGCAAGCUUAACAGAUGGAUAUUCUGGAAGUGAUCUUAAGAACCUAUGUGUUACUGCUGCGCACCGCCCAAUUAAAGAGAUACUGGAGAAGGAAAAGAAGGAAUGUGCUAUCGCUACUGCAGAAGGUAAGCCUGCUCCGGCUUUAAGUGGCAGCGCUGACAUUCGGCCUCUUAAUAUGAAUGAUUUUAAAGAUGCUCAUGAACGGGUUUGUGCAAGUGUUUCAUCGGAGUCGGUUAACAUGACCGAGUUACUACAAUGGAACGAACUCUACGGCGAAGGUGGUUCUAGAAGAAAGAAGGCGCUCAGCUAUUUUAUGUAAAUUUUCUUUGUACAAAAGCUUCUCAGUUUCUGUUGAUUCUCCUGGAUCCUUUACCAACUCGGGGCUCGUUGAGGAGCCAUUUUGCCUUGUAAGUUGAAGUAUAGGUUUUCUAAAUUAUAUUUAAUUAUCCCGAGUUCGGGGAUGGUUGGUACAGUUGCCUGAAGGCUACUGUUACAUCUUCCGUCCACUUUUUCCAGUCAAGAAGAGCAUUUCCUUUUGAAUUUAAGUUAUUAACAUCACCAAAUAGAUUAGAGGAGAGAAAAACAAACCGAAGACGAUGUGAAUAUAUUGUAGUAUUGUUUAAUAUUCUUUAUGGAGCUGUGGUAGUCAAACAAUAAGCGAAGUAGCAGUAUGAUUUUAAUGUUUAAACUUAUGGGACAUGGAAGAAGUGAAGACAGUAACAUGUAAUGUAAUGGAAUGGAAUGAUUGACUAAUGUUUCAUGUGGUGAUGCUCCUGUGCUUUAACUUUA